AUGGAACAGUUUUUAAAAGACAGUCCAUCAGACUUUAGCACGUUUGAUGAAAAAUCUAAUUUUCAAUCAGAUAAUAAUAACAACAAUAAUAACUACAAUAAUCAAUUAAAUGAUCAAGAUUUACCAAAUUUUACAUAUAAUCCAAUAAAUGAUGAUGAUAUAAAUAACUCACAAUCAUUUGGUUUAAAAUAUGAAGAUGACGAUCAAAAUAAUUCUGGUAUUCGUAAUGAUUAUUCAUUAAAUUUAGAUUACUCCGGUGAUACUAAUAACAAUAAUAAUAAUAAUAUACAGAAUGUUAACAAUAACCUAAAUUUCGAUCAAAAUUAUAUAAAUUCAAAUGAUAGCGGGAAUUAUUAUAAUAGUAGUAUAAGUAAUCUUAAUACAUCAGAAUCUGGAUUUAAUUCAAAUACUCAAUUAUCAGGAAGUGAAUAUUUAAGUCCAAAUAGAUAUCCAAAUGAUCAACAGCAACAUCAACAUCAACAACAACAUCAAUCAAGUGAUUCAUCUAAUUUAUAUAACCAGAAUCUGAACCUCCAACAACAACAACAAUCUCAAUUAGAAUCUAAUUUUGCUGGUUCAAAUCCAGGAUCUUUUACAAGUGAGCCAUUCUUAGAUGAUAUGGCAUUCUCCCAAGCUAUAUUAGGACCUCAAUUAAAUAUUCCACAAUAUUCAAACAACAGCAACAAUUUUAGAGAAAGUUUAUCACCACAACCAUUAUCUCCACAAUUAAGAAGUUCAUCAUCACAACCAUUUAUGAAUAUAUCAAAUUCUGCGAAUUUAGAUGAAUUAAUUUCACCUGGAAAAAAUUAUGAUGAAAAUUCAUUUUUAAAUCCUCAAUAUUUUUCACCACCUACGAGAUCAUCAAAUAAUUUUAAUUCGUUAAGAUCUAUAGCUGAAGAUUCUUAUGGAAAUAGUGAUGGGAAUUUUAAUAACAAUGGUAAUAAUGUUUUCAGUCCAACUGAAUUAUCAAGACAUGGAAGUAUAAGUGGUCCAUCAUACAAUAAUAACAAUCAAAUACCUCAAUCUAAUUCAUAUAUAUCGCCACAAUUGAAUCCUUCAUCUUAUGUAUCACCAGAUUUCAACAAUGGAUCUUAUUUAAAUUCACCUCCAAGAUAUAGUACUCAGAGGAUAAAUCAUUUGAAUUUAAAUCAACCAGCAUCAUCUACUUCUCAAAAUCAACAACAACAAGAGCAACAACAACAACAACAACAACAACAAAUGAGUUCCUCAAUUCCAAACCAUGCUUCAAUAAAACGGGAGAACUGGUCAUCAUUAUCACCACCCCCAUCACAACAAUCAAUGUUAAGUACAUCAGUACCCAAUUCUUCAAAACAUUCAAAAGAUACAACCACCACAAAUUUAUCAUCAGCAGCAUCAUCAUCAUCAAAUAUCCCCACAAAACAACUCUCCAAAGAAGAAAAAUUAAAAAGAAGAAGAGAAUUUCAUAAUGCAGUAGAAAGAAGAAGAAGAGAUUUAAUAAAAGAAAAAAUUAAAGAAUUAGGUAUAAUUGUACCACCAUCAUUAUUAAAUCCUCAAUUAAGUGCUGUACAAACUUUACAAAGACAACAAAAUAUUGAUUCUCAAGAUUUACAAGAUUUAAUUGGGUCAAUAAAAGUUAAAGAAACUAAACCUAAUAAAUCCACUAUUUUAAAUAAAUCUGUGAUUUAUAUGAAUCAUUUGAACUAUGUUUUGAAGCAACAAGAAAUUGCAAAGUCUAAAUUGAUUCAACAAAUUAAUCAAUUGGAAAGUGGAACAAAUGGUGGUGGUGGUGGUGGUAGUAAUUGGAGUUAA
This is a messenger RNA of Lodderomyces jiufengensis, 1791 nucleotides long. It is a transcript of the gene RTG3, whose product is annotated as Rtg3p. Gene Ontology annotation, molecular function: protein dimerization activity. NCBI's taxonomy places the organism in Eukaryota, Fungi, Ascomycota, Pichiomycetes, Serinales, Debaryomycetaceae. The coding region runs from base 1 to 1791 and encodes 596 amino acids. The record is from RefSeq and is a predicted model, not a curated record. The transcript has a single exon.